Thrips palmi is the source of this 3988-nucleotide messenger RNA. RefSeq lists its product as uncharacterized. Bases 643 to 2856 code for a protein of 737 amino acids. The record is from RefSeq and is a predicted model, not a curated record. Lineage: Eukaryota; Metazoa; Arthropoda; Insecta; Thysanoptera; Thripidae. The transcript has 12 exons.
GCAAGCGCCCUGCUGGCGUCGCGGAAAAUGCGGCGAGGCGCUUCGGCCGGCCUCUGCCUUGCAGGUGGACUGUAAGUGUCGAGUCGUGAGCGUCUAACGCGUCAGUCUGCGAACGCUGAAAAUUUUCCGUUGUCACUGGAUGGCAAUUUCAGGGCUUAUUUUCCUUACAAGUGUGACACCAAACUAGCUGACGACGUUGUUGUCAAGCAAAGGAGCGUCAAUAAACGGGUCAUCAAUUUAAUGUGAUAAAAAAUGUCAUCUGCGAUUUAGCCACAAGUGACAGCAAAUUUUCACAGUGAAGGUGUGGCGCUACAAGUCGUGAGGCGAUAAGUUCAGCGUGAAAGUUGAGGACGGAUGCACACGAUCUGGUUCUCACCGAGCGAACGUGGCGUAUUGCCCGAUCGGGGGCACACCAGUCCGACAAGACACCGGCACCCAUGCACACACGUCGAAAGGAGGGGCCUCAUCUGUCAGUUACCAAUGCGCGUGGCUUAAACCAGGAUACCGUUGAAGUGUACGGUCUGUCAGCACUCGCGGCGUGGUGACGGUCGACAUUGCCUCUACGUAAGCACCUCGUCCGCGCUAGCGAUAAGAGGCUCAUAGACGUCUGCUAUGUCUAGAUGACAACUUGCAAGUCUUUUAAUGGACGGAGAUCCUCUCAUCACAUCAAAAGCGAACGGGCGGCGCGAUUCUGCGAGGCCGCGGCUCCUGUGCCCGCACAACUUGCUCAGCCUCACGAGCUGCCUUCGCCGCCGCUGCUUUAUCGGCUUCUUCUUCGGCAUAUGCAUCCUGUACGGCCUUUUCCUGCUGCAGGGCAGAUUCUUCUCCCAAAUUCCAAAUGAGAACACUGCGUUCCAUGUGCGGGUUCAGCCCACUGCCCGGCCGUUCCCGGCUUGCGUCCGCCCCCCAGCGUCCGCCGCUCGCCUGCUGGACUCGCCGGGCUGCCGCAUCCCGGCGCACGAGCCCUUCAGCGCGGAAGUCAAGGGCUUCGUCUCGGACUUCCCCAGCGUGCGGUGCGCCGAUCCGCCGCCGCUGGUGCGCUCCAACGACACGCACUUGAUGCUGGAGAAGGGCCUGGCCGCGGCCUACAAUGUGUCGUCCGUCACCUGCUGCUACACUGCCAUGUGGCGCUUCCAAGGACCGCGCUGGCAGGAAGACCCCGAGGUGCUCCGCGACGGCCUGAGGCACGGCAAUGACAUUCGCUUCGCGAAGGACUGCGUGGCCUUCGAGGAGCCCGUGGCCGUGCCGCACGAGUUCGUCCGCGUGACGUGCACGGGCAGGCGGCUCUCCAACAAGACGGUCGACAACAAGCUGUACACGGACUACCACGCGUUCGUGCCGCUGCGCCGCCCGCGCGGCCAUCCCGGGGGCAUCACGCCGCGCGAGCACGUGUCCGAGGACGCACUCAGCGUGCUCAUCGUGGGCAUCGACUCCCUGUCCAGGCUCAACAUGAUCCGGAAGAUGCCCAAGACGCGCGCCUUUCUGGAGGAGCACCUCGGCGCCAGGAGCAUGAUGGCCUACAACAAGGUGGAGGACAACACGUUCCCGAACCUGGUGCCGCUGCUGACCGGCAUGAACAUCCCCGAGCUGCGCAACUCGUGCUGGCCCGAGGACUCGGCGCACUUCGACGCCUGCCCCUGGGUGUGGAAGCGCUUCAACGCCGAGGGCUACGUCAACAUGUUCGCCGAGGACACCGCCUGGAUGGGGCUGUUCCACUACCUCAAGCGCGGCUUCGCCGUGCAGCCCACGGACUACGACCCGCGGCCCCUGCUGUACCUCGGCGAGAAGAACCUCGGCCGCGGUGGCGGAUUCAACGCCAAGUACUGCAUCGGCCAGCGCCACCAGAUCGAGGUGCUGUUUGACUACGGGCUCAAGUUCGUGCGCGGCAUGGCGGUGCUGCGCAGGAAGUUCUUCGGCCUGGUGUGGGGCACCUCGCUGUCGCACGACAUGCUCAACCAGCCCGACGAGGCCGACGACAUGUACGCGCGCUUCCUCGGCGACCUCGAGGCGACGGGGCUGUUCAACAGCACGGCUGUCAUCUUCAUGAGCGACCACGGGCUGCGAUUCGGCAGCAUCCUCAGCACCUAUCAGGGCCACCUCGAGAACAUGUUACCCCCGAUGUACGUUGUGCUGCCGGAGUGGGUGCGGCGCCGCUACCCGCUGGCUAUCCACAACCUGGAGUGCAACCGCCACAGCUUGGUGACGGUGUUCGACCUGCACCGCACGCUGCACAACCUGAUGGACCUGACGUCGCUGGAGCAGGCCAAGGUCGAGGCGGACGGGGCGCGGGUGGCUGCGGCGUUCGCCGCCAAGGGAGGCACCCCGCCGCGCGGCAUCAGUCUGUUCACGCCCAUCCCCGCGGCCAGGACGUGCUCGGACGCCGGCAUCCCCACCAACUACUGCGCCUGCCAGCACCUGAGCCAGGCCGACCCGCAGGCGCCAGACGUACAGAAAUCAGCCAACUUCGUGGUGAGCCACAUCAACUCGAUCGUGACCUUGGCGUGCUCCACGUUGCGUUUGGACUCCGUGCUUGAGGCGCGGAAAGGCACGCCACUGCACACGCGUGAUCUGAAAAAGGAGGCGGACGAGAACGAAUUUCAGGUGACUCUUCGCACGCAGCCGGGGGACGCCCUGUUCUCCGCCACGGUGCGGCACCACAUCAAGUCGGACCGCAUGCAGCUGGCGGGCUCCAUCAGCCGCCUCAACGCGUACGGCAACUCGAGCUGGUGCGCCGAGUCCACCGCCCUGCGGCCGCUGUGCCACUGCAAGCGCCCCGCGCCCGACAAGGCCCCGCGGGGCAAGGCGGCCGCUCGCUCCGACGGCGACGACGGACGGCCGUCGGCUGCUCCGAAGUGACGAGGACCUCUCUGUGAAACUAACACUAACGCAUUCGUUAGAACGUGAACUUCGUCACGAUCACCUUCAAAAGAGUCAACGAACAGGGUGGCCACAAACUAUGGAAAACAAAAUUCCCUGACAACUCUCUGACCUUAAAUCAACUUUCCCUGACCAAACGUGCACAAUAAAUACAGAGAUAAAGUAGUGAAAAGGAUAUAUCAUGUACGUUGCUUGUAGCCUCUUUAAGUUAUUUUUGACGCUAGCAAAGCGAGCCAAAAGACAUCGCAUUAUAUUGGCGAAAAUUCGAUUCCGAGGGUUUCUAGUCAGCCUAUAGAUACGUUUUCUGCUCACACUGAAAAAUCAGUGUCAGACAAUUGUGAUUUUCCCCGACAGCUUGCCAUUUUCCCUGACAAUUCCCCGACUUCCCUGACAGACUUUUAUUUCCCUGACUUCCCUGACACGUGGCCACCCUGAACGAAGCAUCUGCGUUGUAAUAACGAAGAGAAGGCAACAAUUUCUUCGUAUCGUAUUAUGAAGAAAUGAUUCGUAUCAUGAAGAAAUACUUCGUAUUGCGAAGGAUUUUGCUUCAUUCUCGUAGAUUUUACAAUGCCUUCGUUUUCUUCGCACAUUACAAAACGAUGCUUCGUAGACUUUUUUCUGGGCGUUUGAACGAUGUAUCAUUGAUUGGAAUGGGGACGGCUUUUCAAUAAGGAUCUGUCACAUAUUCCUUUGAACGUGGGUCAACCUUUUAACGAAGUAAAUCGUGACAAAAAUUCACGUUUUAACGAAUGUGACGUCACAGUCGUUGAAUGACAGUGUAAUGUGAAGAAGCCGACACUUAAAAUGCACGAGUGUGGAAUUUGCACUUCCACACUUCAAUAGUGGAUUUCCACACGCUUGAACCAUGUCAAGAGAUACGGGCUCUGCGAGCUACUCCAUACCACACUUGAAGUGUUGGAGUACUCUUAGACUCGUUCUGAGUUUUUUUUUUUAAAUAACAUAUUGAGGUUUGUGCGCAUCCAUAAGCGUAUUAACUCUUUUAUUUGUUUACGAAACAUUAUUAUCAAUUUCGUCUGUUAAGCUUCUUAACGGAAUUCUGUUAAUGCGCACAAACAUCAAUGAAUAUCAAUAAAAUGUCGAUUGAAGUGUG